GAGUAUUUAUUCGUCAGUGCGCUAGACAGUGUAACAAAACGCGUGGGCCAAUGCGCGUUUGCCGAUGCGUCUUUAAGCAACAUUUCUAUUUUCGAAAUUUCAACGCAAUGUUCGCCGACAUCGUUAUAUGUGCAGGUCUGGCUGUUCUAGUCGCUGCGCAAUCUAAGUCACCGGUGCCCCAGGUACCCCAGGUACCCCAGGUUCCACUGGUUCCAAAGAUACCUCCGGCACCUUUGGCAACCACGACACCCCCUGGACCUCCGCGUGACAGCAACCCCGAUUGUGAUGCUUGGAUGAAAAAGGUGCCCGGGCACCUUUACAGCACCUGCUCCUUUAUCUGUGAAGGAGAUGAAGACUUUGUCUUGAGGGACGGCCAAUCGUGCUUUAUUCAAGACCCACUUGAAGAGAUGCCAGUCAGAAGAGGUGUAAGAACCAUCACAGGGGACAUGGGAACCUGUAAAAAGGGAAAGUGCGUCCUUCUACAGAGCGGGGAGCCACCAAAAAUGCCUGAAACGCCAAAGCCAAGGCCGCCAAGCGACAUCAGUCCAGAUUGUAAUCGUCCGAAUGCCACCGAUUACGUUUUCGAGAACUGCUCGUUUGCUUGUGAAGGCGAUGAACUAUUCGUCAUGCGCAAUCAUGAACCGUGCAUACUUCCAGGGCAAUCUUCCUCCAGCGCAAUAUCCUCAGUAAAGGGAAGUGUGGCUGCUUUCGUCACGGGAGUUUGCAUAGAAGGAAAAUGCUACCUUAAGGACACUUUGGCUCCACCGCAAAAGCCUGGGCAACCAGGGCCCCCACGUGACACUAAUCCGGAUUGUGCUGCUACGAAGACGAAGCGUGCCAAUUAUCUUUACCACAACUGCACGUUUCCCUGCGAAGGAGAUGAAGAAGUGUCGUUGAACAACAAAGAAUCCUGUAUACUUCAAGCAGCGUCACAACCAGGUACAAAAAAUCAAGUACAAGGAGUUCAGGGUUCUGCAGACAUGGGAUUUUGCAAAGAUGGAAGAUGUGUUUCCCAGAACGACAAGACACCAUCGUUACCCACUGGAAAACCAAAACCCCCACGUGACACUAAUCCGGAUUGUAAUGCGUGGAAAACGAAUCAAAGAAAUUAUCUUUAUCAUAACUGCACGUUUGUCUGCGAAGGCGACGAGGAAGUGCCGUUGAGGAAUAGACAAUCCUGUGUCCUUCCAGCAGUACCACAAUCACCGACACAAAGUAAUGUAAACGGAGCUCUAGGUACUGUAGACAUGGGUGUCUGCCUAGACGGUAGAUGUGUUCCACAGAACAACAAGAUACCACCGCAAAUGCCAAAGCUUCCGUUGCCCAAACCACCAAGUGACAUUAACCCGGAUUGCAAUCGGCCCGAUUCUACCGACUACGUUUUUCAGAACUGUUCGUUUGUUUGUGAACGAGACGAAGCAACUUAUUUGAACAAAAGUGAGAAGUGCGUUCUUCAAGGCCAGUCUCCAACCGCCAUAUCAACUUCAUCAGAAGGAAAUGUGGCUGCUUUUGUUACGGGAGUCUGUAAAGAGGGAAAAUGCGUUCUUCCAAGUGCGGUUCUACCUCAAAACACUGCAAGACCAGAAGUGCCACGUGUAAGAAACCAGGAUUGCAGAUCUUGGAGAAAAAAGCGGAGUAAAUACACGUAUCGGAACUGCACGUUCGCAUGUGAAGGAGAUGAAGAGGUAUACUUGAGGAACAAUGAAAGAUGUUUUCUUACAGAUAGCCAAACUCCCUCCAUGUCAACACAAUCCGUGAAUUCAGUGAAUUCAGAGGGACGUAAACCCCCUAGAGGUGUCUGCAACAAUGGAAAAUGCGUUCCCAAACAGAGGAUGACUACGCCGAGCAUAGUUACGUCUACGGUGCCAGCUCCGCCCCGUGAACGCAACCCCGAUUGUAAGGCUACGGUAGCGAAGGUCCAGGGGUACGUUUACCACAAUUGUACGUUUGUGUGUGAACUAGACGAAGAAAUCUGCUUGAGAAACAACGAACUGUGUAUACUUCAAGAAGGCCAAGUUAAAUCACCCGCUACAAGUCUAACACAACACACAAGUGGGGCUCAAGGUGUCUGCCAAGAUGGAGUGUGCGUUCCUCAAAGCACGAAGAAGAGCUAGGCUCCACUACAAAUAAGCAUGCUAAAUAUAUUGCUGUGCCCCCUUUUGAUGUAACAAAUAAAGGUUAGCAGAGUGCUUU
Messenger RNA from Dermacentor silvarum, 2193 nucleotides. RefSeq lists its product as uncharacterized. The transcript is spliced from 22 exons. The coding region runs from base 51 to 2114 and encodes 687 amino acids. The record is from RefSeq and is a predicted model, not a curated record. NCBI's taxonomy places the organism in Eukaryota, Metazoa, Arthropoda, Arachnida, Ixodida, Ixodidae.